AUGAAUUCGAAGAUUCUCGUUGUCUGUUGGGCAUCCCUCGCGCUGUCCUCGGCUAGCGCUUUUAGUGUCCGUCCUUUGUCAUCGACGGCGAGCACCAGCUUGCGCAGGACUACUCUAGAGGCUCGCAAGGUUCCUUUUUCAAAAUACCACGGGCUCGGUAAUGAUUUCAUUCUGAUUGAUGAUCGAGAUAAGUCCGAACCGUCCUUGACUCCGGAGGAAUCUGCAAUGCUCUGUCACCGCAAUUUCGGGAUCGGCGGAGACGGUGUUAUCUUUGCCCUCCAACCGCCGUCGGAGAGCGGUGACGGUGCGGACUUUGACUUUACCAUGCGCAUUUACAACUCCGACGGAAGCGAGCCAGAAAUGUGUGGCAACGGAAUCCGUUGUAUGGCACAAUUUUUGAAAGACUUGGGAGAAUCCAAGUCCGACGACGGCGCCUACCAAAUUCAUACCCUCGCCGGACGCAUCGUGCCCGUCAUGAACGAGGACGGGACAAUUACGGUGGAUAUGGGAGAACCCUUUUUGGAAGCUGCCAAGGUACCGACAACUUUGGAGGCGAACGCGGAACACGAUUCGGUGGUCGAACAGACGUUAGAAGCCAACGGCAAGACGUGGAAAUGUACAGCGGUGGGGAUGGGGAAUCCCCACGCCAUUUUCUUUGUGAACGACCUAGAAAAGGAUAUAGAUUUCGAAAAAGAUGGACCAGCAUUGGAAGCACACGAAUCCUUUCCUGCCAAAACGAACGUUGAGUUUGUUCAAGUUAAAGGCGAUGAUCAUCUGAUCAUGAAGGUUUGGGAACGUGGUGCCGGUCCGACUUUGGCCUGCGGCACGGGGGCCUGCGCACUGACGGUCGCGGCUAUGCGGGCUGGAAAGAUUCCCCGCGGGGAUCAACCCGUGCGCGUGACUUUGCCCGGUGGUGAUUUGUGGAUCGAGUGGCGGGAAUCGGACAACAAGAUAUACAUGACCGGACCUGCAACUUUUGCCUUUGCUGGUGAAACGAAAGUGUAG
This is a messenger RNA of Phaeodactylum tricornutum CCAP 1055/1, 1005 nucleotides long. RefSeq lists its product with no specific name. Bases 1 to 1005 code for a protein of 334 amino acids. Gene Ontology annotation, molecular function: diaminopimelate epimerase activity. Gene Ontology annotation, cellular component: cytoplasm; cytosol. The transcript has a single exon. NCBI's taxonomy places the organism in Eukaryota, Bacillariophyta, Bacillariophyceae, Surirellales, Neidiaceae. The record is from RefSeq and is a predicted model, not a curated record.